Messenger RNA from Spodoptera litura, 1120 nucleotides. Its product is annotated as sodium/potassium-transporting ATPase subunit beta-2. Gene Ontology annotation, molecular function: ATPase activator activity. The record is from RefSeq and is a predicted model, not a curated record. Gene Ontology annotation, cellular component: sodium:potassium-exchanging ATPase complex. Gene Ontology annotation, biological process: intracellular potassium ion homeostasis; potassium ion import across plasma membrane; sodium ion export across plasma membrane. NCBI's taxonomy places the organism in Eukaryota, Metazoa, Arthropoda, Insecta, Lepidoptera, Noctuidae.
UUCCGUGAGGAGAGACGUGCCGACAUUAGGAUCCCGGACUUAGGAGUUAGGAACCAUGGGGCUGGAGAAACGAACCAUCAAGAUCAUUAUUAUAGUUGCUGUUGUGGUCCUUGUUAUUGGUGGUAUUAUCGGAUUGCUGCUUGGCCUGCUACUACCACAGCGUUAUGUUGAGCUGGAGGUCUGGCCUCGGUCCGAGGAGUACAACUGGGAGCAGCCUCUUAUCCAGGUGCGGGGCAACGACCCCGGCAGCUGGCAUGUCUGGUACCGGCGACUCAACGACUUCCUCAGGGUUUACGAGACUUCGAUCCCCGAGGAACCCCCUCGAGCUCCGUGCUCGGUUCACAACCGACGCGAUCAGCACCUUCGCUCCGACCCCUGUGACAUGGCUAUGAGACUCUGGCACCCCUGCACCGCUGAUGACUUCUACGGAUACGCCAUGGGGAAGCCUUGUGUCUUUCUUAGAUUGUCUCAUAUCCACUACUGGGUACCAGAGCCCUAUAACAUCACGACUCCGCUGGCCAUACCUCCUGACAUGCCACAGCACAUACGAGAAGCAAUGCGUCAUCGCCCUGCCAACCAAUACGGUGACUUCGUGUGGGUAUCCUGUGGAGGAGAGUUCAGCGCUGACAAAGAGAAUAUAGGGCCCAUCCAGUACAUCCCUGCCGAGUACCCACCAGGGUUCCCCCUCAGCAGGCUUCACACUGCUGACCGGAUUCCCUACUCCGCCAGGAACCUCCCCGACCAGGUCCCCGGGCCUCUGAUCGCUGUGCAUUUCGAAAACCCACGACGUGGAGUGGUGAUCAACGUGGAAUGUCGUAUUUGGACCCGAGAUAUUUUCUACGAUCCUAAGAGCCGUUACGGACGCGCGCGUUUCGAAUUAUUUGUCGAAUAAACUGGCAACCCUGGUUGCAUGCAAACUUUUUGUUUUUGUUAGGAUUUUCAGUUCAUUUCGAUCUCAUUAUUAUAGUACUUUUAAAUCUUACUUUAGAAUUUUCAUAAAAAGUAGACUACCUACCUAAUUAUGGUCCUAACAGACUCACAGGCUGUUUUAGGUUUAAAAUUGUAUUUUCUACUAACUUUUUUUAAGAAUGAACUACAUUAUGAUAUUUAUAAUACAUAC